This is a messenger RNA of Helobdella robusta, 834 nucleotides long. RefSeq lists its product as hypothetical. The record is from RefSeq and is a predicted model, not a curated record. Gene Ontology annotation, biological process: cilium assembly. Bases 1 to 834 code for a protein of 277 amino acids. The transcript has 8 exons. Gene Ontology annotation, cellular component: motile cilium. Lineage: Eukaryota; Metazoa; Annelida; Clitellata; Rhynchobdellida; Glossiphoniidae.
AUGUCACGAAAAUGUAAGACCGUGUAUACGGCAGUUGCAAGGCCUUACAGUAAAUGUGUAAACGUUGGUAAUUGGUUUGAGGAAAGGGCUUUGGAAGAACACCUUCUAAAAGAUUACCUCUACAAGAGAGAGAACAACAUGCUACUCUGGCAAAACCUUGACCGCCUCAAAAAAACGUGCUUCAAAGAUGUGCCAUUAAGCUACUCAAGAGACCAGCUAGUCAGGUACGGAGACAGGGUGAUGUUGGUUAACCUGCCGAUCACUAAUCCGGCCCAGAACAUCAAAACCCUCUGUAUGCAUGUUCCAGAAUCUGUUCUAUACUGCGGAUGCCUAGAUCCCAGUUUUAUGGAUCGACCAAUUACGGAGCUGUGUGCUAGUGAAAACAUUCUAUCGCCUGUCAACUUUUCUACCUUCGUCAUCAGAGGGCUGACGGCGGCAUUAGAUGGUACGCCAGUGAGAUUCGGAGAAGUUGUCUUCUUUUACACCUUUAAUGAGAAGUUGUUGCUCUCAAGUGUCAAAAAAACACCAAUUUUUCGACUUCGAAACAUGUCGGAGAAUAACUGGGUGGUCCUGACGAAUGAAUGCAAUUACAACUGUAGGUUCCGUUUGGUACCUUUUGAUAAAAGCGAAAGAUUGGAGCUUGAUGGCGAGCCUGUUAAGGCCAAUGCCAGAUUGCUAGUAAACCACGUCGAGACCAAUGAAAAUCUAUGCGUAGAAAAUGAUAUACUCAGAAGCGCCUUCAACACAGUCUACGAUGUCGAUGAAUCCGUCAGUGGGAGUCAUGGGAAUGGUGGGGAACAUUACAAGUGUGGAGGAUCGCAUAUGGAAAAAUGA